This is a messenger RNA of Penicillium samsonianum, 468 nucleotides long. RefSeq lists its product as uncharacterized. Lineage: Eukaryota; Fungi; Ascomycota; Eurotiomycetes; Eurotiales; Aspergillaceae. The transcript has a single exon. The record is from RefSeq and is a predicted model, not a curated record. The coding region runs from base 1 to 468 and encodes 155 amino acids.
AUGUGGUUCCCGCUGGAAACGAUCCUUACAAACUGGAUUCAUAUGCUUCGAAUCGGCACGGCCGAUUCACCAGACGGCGAAGCGCCCGCAGAACUGGCGAGGUCCCGAUCGCAAAUCGGGCUUUGGUCUUGGCUUCCAUAUUCUCAUAGUCAGGUCAAUAGUACUGUGGCUGCUAUUGAUCGCUACUCGGCGGCUAUCGAAGCUAGAAUGCCCUCUGGAUCGCUUUUGUCUAUCUCUAGAGAUGCGCCGCUUUUCACAGACGUAGAGCUUGAUGCGGCAUCUAUACCGGAGGAGUGCUUUAUUCGUUCGGUUCUGACGAGAGUGAAGACUCCCCGUUUUAAAGCUAUUGCGCCCGGCUUGGAAGUUCCGCACGAUACCAUGGCUUUCACGGCUCGGCGGAGGUUUAUCGGGAUAUCUCGCAACCAGGAGGAAUGGGGCAAGAAUAUCCCGCCCGUCCUACCUAGGUAG